AUGAUUGAAUCACCACAACAUCGACGAUUCUCACCAAUGUUUCUCGAGCGACUUAGAGAGGAUAAUCCAACGACGAUACAUGGUGAAGCGUAUCGAUCAAAUAUCCGUACGGUCACGCCAACUUAUAAAUAUGAUUUGAAUAAAUCGAGCCAAGAACUUACCUUAGGUUCAACUUCCAACCUACCGGAAGCAGUUGGAGAUUAUAAAGUAAAAGAAACGCAAGAUCACUAUAAAUUACAAAUGAUUGAUCCAAAAAUUAGUUCAAAUGCAAAUAUGCCAUAUCUAAGUCAAUCAGUUAGCGGAUCAUACCGGAGAAAUCUCGAUUUCCCUAGUGAACAUUCAAAAAGGUCAUUUUUAAAGUUGGAUCCACUGGAAAAACGAAGAAUUCGGUCAGUCGAAACACGUCCAAUAACUACAAGUGCUUAUCUUACCGAAAGUGUGGAUCGUCAUCGUGAUAUGGAAGCCUCCAGGCUACGAGAAUAUUUGAAAGCUAAAGAAGGCGAUGCUAAUAAACCGUGGCAUAAGCCCAACUGGCCAGGUCCAAAGGAAAGGGACGAUAAAGAGCUGCAAGAAAUAAAAAAAACAAUUGAAACUUUGCAAAAGGUUUGUGUCCCUUACUAUAUCGUCGAUUAUGCAUGA
Molecule: messenger RNA, 639 nt
Organism: Dracunculus medinensis (Guinea worm)
Lineage: Eukaryota; Metazoa; Nematoda; Chromadorea; Rhabditida; Dracunculidae
Source: the annotation of a GenBank genome assembly